AAGAAAAAUUUCUUUACGGCCUGUACAAAGAGGAUAGACUAACGAGAGAGAGUGUCCCAGAGUUGAGAGAAUGCAUAGAAACGACUGGUUGUCUUGAGUUUCAUGAGCCACUUACAGUGUUUUGUGGACAACACAGCAUACAAGUACCCGAGAUCAUUUACGUACCUGAUUCUGAUGAAGGUUCUAACGAUGGGAAUAAUAAUAGAAGGACCAAAGCUACAUGUAGGUGCAUUGUCUGUACCUGUACCCUAAUCACCAUUAUUCUAAUAAUGGCUGCCAUUGCAUUAACAUUUCUUUUCCUCUACAAGAACACUCAUUCUUCUGAUGCUCAGAAUAUCAGUGUGUACAAUGGCUAUGUAACCUCUAUCUACUACGAUCAAUUUUAUGUCAAUGAAGUGAAUCUUAUUUCCAAUAGCUCAGCUACAGCAAAUGUCUAUGUCAUCCCUAAGUCUCAGUUAUCAUACAUUCCUGUGGUGCUUCCUGAAAAGCAAAUAGACAAGAGAAAUUCUACUUUUUCUCAAAGGUUCGAACUGUAUUACGACCGAAGUGAAAACAAUCUUAUAUGUAAUACAGUUUGCGAAUUGAAUUUUAGAUUCGAGUUACAGCAAAACGGAGUUGUUUUAGGCUGCCCGGCACAACUUUUUUUGUAUGACAACAAAGCAGACUUAAAAAUUUUCAUAGCAAAUGAGCCUUAUGGCUCAGUUGGUGACCCUGUUGCUCAAACUGAUUGUCUUCCUAAAACAGGUGUAGUGAAUAAAACAUUCCAUCUACCUCCUAACAAACUCUAUUACAUUGGUUGGUACGUUGCUAAAAAUGUGGGCUAUACCAUCUGGCUAUCAGCUAAUCUAACAAGAAUCAAUAUUAGUGGACUGAAUGAGGACUGCAGUGUUUCCUCACAACACACUACCUGUCCAAUAACACAUACUAAGUAUCCACACAAAAAGGAGAAUAUAUCACUACUUUUUAACACCACAAGUACAACAAUGAUGGAUGUUAAUGUAACUCCUGUUUUAGUACAGUGGAAUCUCCAACGUCUAACUGGUGUAUCUGCUCCUUCUUGCAUAGGAGUAGUAGUAAUGAUGGUAGCUGUCUUUGUUUGGUUCUAUUAUUGUAUGAUAAGAACUGUUGCUUGGAAUGGAUACAUUACAAUAGCUUAAAUUACUUUUUGUUCAAAUGUUUACUGUUUUUGUAAUUGUUGUAUUUCAAAUUUUAAAAAUGAAGUUUUUUCAAAAAAAAGAAUUACUCAUAAAUUUUUUCAUGCAAUAGGUACAAUUUUACAUUUUAUUGUCA
Amphimedon queenslandica is the source of this 1290-nucleotide messenger RNA. RefSeq lists its product as uncharacterized. The transcript has 3 exons. Bases 270 to 1157 code for a protein of 295 amino acids. Lineage: Eukaryota; Metazoa; Porifera; Demospongiae; Haplosclerida; Niphatidae. The record is from RefSeq and is a predicted model, not a curated record.